GGCCCCGCCCCUCCGCCGCCUCCUUCGGCUGCCGCUGGGGCUGCGGCUCCUCUCGGGGGCCGCGUCCCGCUGUCUGUGUGUCAGCCGCCGCGCCGCGGGGGCCGCCGGCGUGACUGAGCGACCCGCCGCGCGCGCCGGGCAAGCCUGGCCGGGAGCCCGGGACCCAGUGCGCCGGCCGCGCCCCUCGCCCGCCGCUCCUCGCUCUUCGCCCGUCCGGGAGCCGGCGGCCGAGCCGAGCGCCCCGGCCCUUCGCGGGCGGCGCCGCAGUCCCAGCCCGCGCCCGCGGACAGAGCUGAAAACAGUGACAUCACGUUUCACAUUAAACACUGUUAAGAAGACAAUAUGGGGACUCCUGGUUCUGGAAGGAAAAGGACGCCGGUAAAAGACCGAUUUUCUGCGGAAGAUGAAGCUCUGAGUAACAUUGCCAGAGAGGCAGAGGCAAGGCUGGCAGCGAAGCGGGCCGCCCGGGCGGAAGCCAGAGACAUACGCAUGAGGGAGCUGGAACGGCAGCAGAGAGAGGGAGUUGAGGAUGCGCUGUCUGUUCGGAGUCUUGGCAGCCACAGGAGCCCAUCGAAGGACAUAACUGGGACGCACUGGAGCAGAGCCAGUACACCCAGAAGGAGAGACAUCAUGUAUGAUGCUCUCAAGGACAGAUCAUCAAGACUUCCGUCACUAAACCAUUCUUACAGUCACUCUUACAGGACGAAGAAGAGUUCUUCUGGUUCUCAUAAAGACCCACUGAGCGGCCUCUACUUUGACCAGAGAAGCUACAGCAGCCUUAGACAUAGCAGAGCCCUCCCCGCCUACCACUCUCGGUCUUCUUCCCUGUGUAGUGAGCCUCUGGCGACGUGGAAGAGUAACAGGGCCUCCUUUACUGCAGAUUCCGGGCUGCUGAGAAGCACCAGUCUGGUGUCGCUCUAUGGCGGUGGAUUGUAUCCCCCUCACGGGGCUCGAACUCCGUCCGAAUACAGCUGGCGCUCCUCGAGGACUAGCUCGGCCCGAAGCAGCCCCGUGUUUCCCGACGAUGACUGUGCAAGCAUUGGGUCUUCUGGUCGUGCCAGUCCUGGGCGAAGGGACAGUGUGGUUUCUGCCGCCGAUUAUUUCGGUCGCUCCAGUCGUAGGGCGAGUGUAGUGUCCGAGGCGGAUGACGUCGGCACCCCAGAUGGGACCCGCUUGGAUGAAAAAUCUGACAAACAGUAUGCUGAAAAUUACACAAGACCUUCGUCUCGGAACUCCGCCUCGGCAACAACGCCUCUAAGUGGGAACUCCUCCAGACGGGGGAGCGGAGACACCAGCAGCUUCGUAGAUCCAGAUGCCUCAUUGGGUGACUUGCGGGACAUCUAUGACCUUAAGGACCAGAUACAGGAUGUAGAAGGGAGAUACAUGCAAGGGCUUAAGGAGUUGAAGGAAUCUUUGUCUGAAGUGGAAGAAAAAUACAAGAAGGCAAUGGUGUCCAACGCACAGUUAGACAAUGAGAAGAACAAUUUGAUCUACCAGGUGGACACCCUCAAGGAUGUUAUUGAAGAACAGGAGGAACAGAUGGCAGAAUUUUAUAGAGAAAAUGAAGAAAAAUCAAAGGAGCUGGAGAGGCAGAAGCACAUGUGCCGAGUGCUGCAGCACAAGAUGGAGGAACUGGCCGAAGGCCUCCGGCAGAGAGACGAGCUCAUCGAGGAGAAUCAACGAAUGCAGCAGAAAAUAGACAUCAUGACACAAGAGGUGUUUGACCUCCAGGAGACACUUCUUUGGAAAGAUAAAAGCAUUAGGGCCCUAGAGAAACAGAGAGAGCGCAUGGCCCGCCUUAGCAGUGAGCGAGAUGCGCUCACAGAGGAGCUGGCCGACCGCAAGGAGGCGGUGGAGACGGGAGAGAAACACGGCUUGCUUACGGUCUCUGACGGCACCCCCAACGGUGAGGUCGGGCACGAGCCCGCGGCCGGAGCCAUCGCCGUGGUGUCCCAGGAGGCCGCCCAGGUGCUGGAGUCUGCGGGGGAAGGUCCGCUGGAUGUCAGGCUACGAAAACUUGCUGGAGAAAAGGAAGAGCUUCUCUCACAGGUGCGGAGGCUGAAGCUGCAGCUGGAGGAGGAGCGGCAGCGGUGCUCCCGGGGCGAGAGCUCGGCGGCCGAGCUGGGGCUCCACAACGGCGCCGACCUGCAGGUCAUCGAGAUGCAGAGAGAUGCCAACAGACAAAUUAGUGAGUACAAGUUUAAGCUUUCAAAAGCAGAACAGGACAUAACCACGUUGGAACAAAACGUCAGCCGCCUCGAGGGCCAGGUGCUGAGGUACAAGGCGGCUGCGGAGAACGCGGAGAAAGUGGAAGACGAGCUGAAGGCGGAAAAGAGGAAGCUACAGCGCGAGCUGCGAACGGCACUGGACAAGAUUGAGGAGAUGGAGAUGACGAACAGCCACCUGGCCAAGCGGCUGGAGAAGAUGAAGGCCAACAGGACGGCGCUUCUGGCCCAGCAGUAGGCGGCUGCCCUCCGCCGGCGCCGCCCCUGGGGUCCCGCGCAGGGGCACUGACUUUCUGUCCGUUGACACGAACCCCCUUCAGUACUGUUUGAGUUUUGUCAUUGAAAUAGCCACCUUUGUAUUUUAUAAUUUAUGAGAGAAUGAAACAGGUUUGAAUCUUCGUGAAUGAACACUUUGGAUUUCGUCUGCAAUGUGAUUCUAGACUAAGAACUGGUCCGUGCUGUUUCGAUUUUUUAUUUCCGUAAUUUUAUUUCUGUAAUUUUAGAAUCAGGCGAACUCGCCGCUUCCCCCGGCCGCCGCGGGGACGGGGCCCUCGGAGGCCUCGGCGCGGGCUCUGGAGGACGGCGCUCCUGCGCGCCCCCGAGAUACUUGGCUGGAGACCUCGGGAACCCAAGUGCCUUCUCCACGGUGCGGUGCAGACUUCGGUCCUCCACGGCGGCCAGAGAACUUGCCUUUCGUGUCACAUAGCGUUUCUGUCUUAGUGAAGAAACCAGUUCACACGUGGGGAAUGUAUGUUUCACUCAAAUUUCUAUGUUUGGAGGAAAAAGCCUUUUUUUGUAAAAUAUUUAAAUUUAUAUAAGAAAAUGUUAGAAAAAGAUACGGGGAGUGUAUAUCAAACUUGCUUCAGUGCGUGUGGCCGGGAGGUCCAAAGCCUGGCGCUCUCACAGUAAGAGGAAGCCCCUUCGUCUUUGACGUCACCGGUGCCGUAUCUCAUGUCCAGUGUCCCACCUGCUGCUGAUCCGUGCAGGGAGCCCCCCCCAGAGCCCGGCGGGAAGUCGGCCUGAAGACCCUAUUAAAUGCACCCUCUUGCUGACCACA
Messenger RNA from Hyaena hyaena (striped hyena), 3282 nucleotides. RefSeq names its product LRR binding FLII interacting protein 2 (gene LRRFIP2). The record is from RefSeq and is a predicted model, not a curated record. Bases 343 to 2463 code for a protein of 706 amino acids. NCBI's taxonomy places the organism in Eukaryota, Metazoa, Chordata, Mammalia, Carnivora, Hyaenidae. The transcript is spliced from 27 exons. Gene Ontology annotation, biological process: regulation of DNA-templated transcription.